Messenger RNA from Gymnodraco acuticeps, 4374 nucleotides. It is a transcript of the gene sfxn3, whose product is annotated as sideroflexin 3. Bases 97 to 1065 code for a protein of 322 amino acids. Gene Ontology annotation, biological process: monoatomic ion transport; serine import into mitochondrion. Gene Ontology annotation, cellular component: mitochondrial inner membrane. The record is from RefSeq and is a predicted model, not a curated record. Gene Ontology annotation, molecular function: monoatomic ion transmembrane transporter activity. NCBI's taxonomy places the organism in Eukaryota, Metazoa, Chordata, Actinopteri, Perciformes, Bathydraconidae. The transcript has 11 exons.
AAUGUAUUGAAAGCAGCACAGGUCCACCCGGUGGAGCUGUGUUAUUGAGAGGUCAUACAUUUUCGCAAAACAACGACUGUAAACCAGAGAGACAAGAUGUCUGAAGAUCUAUCCCUCAACAUAAACAUCAAGGAGCCAAGAUGGGACCAGGGCACGUUCAUGGGGCGCGCCAAGCACUUCUUCAUGGUGACAGAUCCCAGGAACGUCCUGCUGUCCUCGGACACUCUGGAGGACGCCAGAGUGACCAUGGAGAACUACAGAUCUGGGGUGGUGAAGCCUGGCCUGACAGAGGAUGAGCUCUGGAGAGCCAAGUACGUCUACGACUCCGCCUUCCACCCCGACACCGGGGAGAAGAUGUUUGUGAUUGGCCGGAUGUCCGCUCAGGUGCCAGUGAACAUGUCCAUCACCGGCUCCAUGCUCACCUUCUACAGGACUACUCCGGCAGUGGUGUUCUGGCAGUGGGUCAACCAGUCCUUCAACGCCGUCGUCAACUACACCAACCGCAGCGGAGACGCACCAAUGAGCGUGAAUCAGCUUGGUGUGGCCUAUAUCAGCGCUACUACUGGAGCUGUAGUCACUGCCUUGGGAUUCAAAACUCUAGCUUCGCGUCUCCCUCCAAUCGCCAGCCGGUUUGUCCCCUUCGCUGCAGUUGCUGCUGCUAACUGCAUCAACAUCCCUUUCAUGAGGCAGAGGGAGUUGAAGUUCGGUAUCCCUGUGAUGGAUGAGAAUGGGAACCGGUUAGGAGAGUCCCCCAAUGCCGCCAAGCAGGCCAUCAUGCAGGUGGUGGUGUCAAGGAUCGGCAUGGCAGUGCCAGCAAUGGCCAUUCCCCCUGUUAUUAUGAAUUCCCUGGAGAAGAAAGCUUUCAUGAAGCGGUUCCCACUUCUAAACGCUCCAAUCCAGGUUGGACUCGUCGGUCUAUGCCUGGUGUUUGCAACUCCUCUGUGCUGUGCCCUCUUCCCACAGAAAAGCUCUAUGAGUGUGAGCGGGCUGGAAGCAGAUCUGCAGAAGAGGAUACGAGAGACCAGUCCCAAGACCACCACCGUUUUCUUCAACAAGGGCCUGUAGGAUCUCACAAUACAUCUCCACACACUGCAGACACACACACACACACACAUUUACACACACGUCUGUUAUCCCAAGGGCACAAGUGGGAGGGUAAAACAAAAUGUAUUUAUGUUCCUUUUUUGUAUGUACAAUCUUUCGAAUUUGACUGAGCUGCUCGAAGUUUGACAAUUUAGGGUUAAGGCGUUGAGAAUAUUGAAGGUAAAAAAAACAACACUGACAUUGCUCUCUGUGUACAUAGAUGACACUCCUUACAAAGAAAAUAAUGAACAGUUUUUAUUGUAUUGUGGUGUGUUUUCUGUCUUCCUUCCUUCCUUUGGUCAAAACUGCCUUUUAGGGGGUCAGUUCAUGAAGUUAUUGAUUUGUUUUUCACUCACCAAUAUGUAUAUGUUGCAUUUAGAUUCCUCCAUGUUUUAAGUACUUUGCUAAAUUGUUGUGCUUAUAUUGGCGUUUGGUUGGUCUCCCUACAUUUAGUUUUCCACUUUCUAAUUAUUUUCUAGCCAGAGAUACAAUAUUCUGCUUUUGAAAAUAGUAUACUACACUGACUAGUAUGUAUAGAUUCUUGCCACCAAUUAAUGUCCACCUUGUAGUUCAACCAUGUGGCCAUACUAGAAAAAUGAUGUUUAUUAGCUCUGAAUAGUCUUUUUGUUGUACUCCUUGUUAACCGGAGCAGCUUACUCUCUUCAUUUCUCCUUUAAGUGUACUUAUACCCCUUUGUGAUAAUAGAUCAGGUAAUCAGGUGCAGUGUGGCAGAGAAGAACAAUUGAAAUGAUAUUGCAAAAGCCCUCAAAGCACAGCCGCAGAGGGCAUCAGCGAAACCAUUAGUGCGUGUGCUUUUGAUCAACGUAAAUGAACACUUGCCAUGGCAGUGACAGCCUUCUGUUGUUUGAGAUCACUUUCUAAACUAGUGCCGUUGCUAUCUUUAGGGUCAUAUUAAUGAUGUUAUUGUUGUAGGUGGUGGUGCUUGUGUCAGGUGGAGGAAUAUUGUUUGUAAUGUGUCUACAUGUUGCUAAGAUGAAAUGAUGUGACUUGUGUGUUCUAAGCACAGCCACAUGCAGAAGACAGACAAUAAUGUUAUGCUGUUUCGGCCACACUGGAACUGAAGCGUUGAGUGAGCAGGUCGGAGGAAGCUCUUUCAUUUCAGUUCCUCCUUCGGUGAUGCAGGUUUUAUAUGUGCAACCGCUAGCCAGCCAUGUGCGAAACUGUUGUUAGCACUGGAGCCAUUGAUGACCCAUUGUACCAAAUGGAAAUGGUUGUUGUUGUUGUUGGACAAAAUCAAAAUACGGAGCACAGUGUUUGUUGUUGCGUUGUUGCAGUGGAUAGAUUGGCUGAGUGUAACUGUGUGGUGAGAUAGUGAUGGUGUACGUGAGUAGAUAUCACAUGAAGUUAUCCCAGUGUCGUCUGUUGGAUUAUGCAAAAAUACAUAUUUUUUGGAUAUAUUUCUAAAUAUAUAUAUAUGAUGUACAAUAUAUGGAGCACAUAUGCACGAGGAAUAUAAGAGAUUGUAGCUUUAAGGUGAGCCUGUUAGUGAAUUCACCAGAUGGCAACACAUAUGCAUCGGAAACAAUGUCAGCUGCUCGUAUUGACGGAGAACAGAGAGAGGGGUUUGCUGCAAACUCAUUCGAGCGAGUGCACCUUUUAGGGCUUAUGAGUUUUCAGAUUAGAGGGGCGCUCCUCUAGUGGGAAUUAACUUGAUAACGUGUACACAGUCAUAGAUUUAAAACUAUGAUUCAAUAUUUAUGUAAAGUGAUGUUUUGUGUAAAACUAUACCCAACAUGAAGAUUGUACAGGCCUUUUCACACGUAAAUUCACCUCCAUUAAGCUCCUGUAGUCACUGGUUUCUAAAAAGGUGUUACAGUGAUGCAUUUAAAGUAAACUGAUUGUGGGCACUGAAGCAUCCGCACAAUGAUUGUGUUUAUGUGAUCCUACAAUUCAAGGGUUUAAUCCCAAAGUGCUAUCAGAUCAUUUUAUAAACCCACAGACCCUAUCCUGAAAUACCGUCUUGAUAUGGCUCCUCACUUCUUUAGGAGAAUUAUUGUAUUAUUUUGUCUAAUUUGAAAAGGAAAUGUUUCUUUGAACUCUCCAUUUUCAUUCAAAAACAAACACUCAUUCCCCCAGAUAAUAGAUAACUGUUUCUGUAACACUGAGACAUGAUCACACGCACUGCCGGACAGUGUUUCAGAGUUAGAUUCACUACUGUAUUCAAACAUUCGAUACCAUGGCUGCAUCAUUAAGAGAUAUUUGUGUGUUGUGUUUGGGGUGUUUUCCUGCGGAGGGUGAAACGGCACUAUAGCCUUUGCGGUGCUAGGAUUUGUAUUACUAUUUAAAAUGUUUAAUGUUGAUUGUAUUUGUUAAUGGUGCUGGACGAUGUAGAAUGAACUAUGGUUACUGCUAAUUAGUAAUUCAGUCAUUGUCUGGCAGAUUUCAUUGCUCAUAACCAAGUAGCUUUAGCUUGUGCUUUAUUUCCUUUUGUGUUUUUCUUUUCUUUGAAUUAUGGCACGAAAGUGUCAAGAACAAAACUGAAGGUUUUUACCAUUUGAAUACAUUUGUAAACAUCUCAGCUUCGGCCUGUAUCGUACCACCGUAACGUGUCGAACUAAUGGAUCUAGCCAAAGAUGAGACGGGUAUGGAUUGUGGAGGAAUGAGGAGCAGAAGGGUGUAGCUUUGAAUAUUUAUGUUUCAGCUUUAACUUACGGACCUUUUGCCAGACUUUCUGCUGCAAAAACAUGUUUUCCAUUAUAUUUCUUAUUAGAAAGGGUCCUCAACUUUAUCAGUGUAACCCACCAAAUCUUACAAAAACAUUGCAACGUUAACAAAUAGCAUCUAAAAUAAAUGCCAACACACAUUUUAGUUAAAAGUCCUGUUUUUGGCCUCGAUGUUACAGCCAUUACAAUACAAUCUCAUAACAAACAAGAUAGCACAAGUUAAUGUUGUCACACUGGUUGAAAACCCACUCAUUUAUAACUUUGGUUGUGUGUGCCAUGAAGAAAAUGUUGAAUCUUUGCAUACUGAAGGCUCGAUGGAAAGACAAUCUGUUAUUGUUACACUCCUUGAAUGUUUUGGUUGUUUCAUGUACAUAAACUUCCACAUGUAGUCCUGUCAGUAUUGGUGCUGUGCUUUCUCUCUCUAUUUUCUAUUGUGUUGAAAUAUAUAUUUCCAUGAUGUGGAAUGUAUUUUACUCAGAGCAAUAGAAUAAAACAUAUAACGUUAAAGUCCAAACCUGUCUGCUGAUUUGACUUUAUUAAACAUUGUAUAUUACAAAUGUUCUUUAAUGUUAUCCUGCUUGUGGGGAAAUAAAGAGUGGAACACCCA